AAGUGGUCGCCUCCUUAUUCGUCCACUAAAGCGCAGGCAGUCCGACUCCGAGAUCCAGCCCAGCCCGAGGCCAGGACGCCAAGGGGGGCUGGCCUCUGAUGCGCAGGGGCGUCGGCCAUCUUCACCCCUUCAGCUAGCCGGACAUAGGGCCGCGUACGCCCUAGCGCAGCGUGGCGCCCAACGUGGGGCCUGGAAGUGGACAGCUGGACAGUUGACCACGGACCGGACCCCUCGGAGUUGGAAUUAUAGUUUUCCUUUGGACGCUACGCUACCUCGGGUAGUAGCAGACCCCGUUCUAGGGGUAGCGCUCCCCGGGGAUUGGAGUCCCAGCCCUCAGCACCACAAGAGGAGGACUCCAGGGACGGAGACCACCGCCAAGUUUUGUUUCUCGUCGCCACCGGUUUGUUGCAACUCUCCAAUGGCCCUGGUAUCAACAUCGCUGGCUCCCAACCCUGGUCCACUGAUGAUGUUUAUGUUGACCUGCGGACUCCUGCUGUCACCUUCGGAGCCGUGGGUCAUCCCCCAGCCAAAGGUCAACGUCUGGCGUGCCUUGGCACAAUCGUUAGGACAGGACAGUAUAUGCCUAGACACCGGCGCAGCAGAGGACCCGAUGUCGUCUUGCCUUGUGGGGAUCCCUUCCUCUCCAGGCGAGUUCCCUGUUACGUUCCGACAUACCUUUUCCCCAAUCCUAUCCCAGAGUCUUACCAUUCUCCCCAAUUUUGACUCGUCCAAGGCCUGGAGAGACGGAGUGGUCAGGCUGGAUCCUGCACCCUCCGAGCCCACUGAGUUACAUCUCCUCGGGUCAGCCAACGCCUCCGUUUGUUUUCAGUUUGAUUAUGGCAUUACCCCCAUAGAGAAGGGUAGUGAGGUGGUCCGCCAGUCUAAGAAGGAGUACCAAGCUAAACAGUGGUGCCGGGCCGUUCUCAAGAUCCUUGGCCCCACCACUACUGGACGGACCCCUUACUCCCUUCCAAGAGGCGUGUUCUUAAUUUGUGGUGACCGAGCGUGGGCAGGCAUCCCCUCUGGCCUGGUCGGAGGGCCGUGCACCUUUGGCCGGCUGACGCUGUUUACUCCCAACAUUACCCAAAUUAUUAAUUGGAAAAGAACGAACAUCACAGCUGAAUUGGACAGAGCCAAAAGAGACCUGAAGGGCCUCACCGAAGACUGUGAUGAUGAAAUUACGCAUUGGUCUCACUCAAAAUCCGUUGCCUUUACCAUUCUAUUGCCUUGGGUAUCGGUAGCGAAGGCUCUAGGUGAAUUGGGCCGCCUAGAGUGUUGGGUAGCUAAACAAGCAAAUCUUACAUCAGCUGCGCUUUACGACCUCCUCACAGACGAGGAAAUAACAAGGAAGGCGACGCUCCAAAAUAGGGCAGCGAUAGAUUUUCUAUUGCUGCUCCAUCACCAUCGUUGUGAGGAGUUUGAGGGCCUCUGCUGUCUGAACCUGUCCUCUCGAGCUGAGGACGCCAGACACUCCAUCAGAAAACUUCAAGACCUUGUACAUCAAGUUAAACAAGAGACUUCUGAUUGGCUGGGGGACCUCUUCAAGGGUUGGGGCCUGAGCGGGUGGGCCACGUCCAUUAUCGAAAGUAUUAUUAAAGUCGUUUUGAGUUUGAUUGUCUUUUCAGUUUUCGUUAUGGUGAUCCGCGGCCUGGUUCAAAGACUGGUAUCAAAAGCCACCUCGCCGAACGUCAGUCACGCCACCGUGCCCGUCGAGGAGCACGUCGAGCUGGGGGACCUCUCCUCGGAGGCCGGAGAAGCUGUAGAAGAGGAGGGGUCAACCGUGUCGCCCGUUUGCCAUCCCUGGGCGGACGAGCCCCAGCUCGAAGAAGGCGAGGAUUGGCCGGACCAGCCGCGGGUCCCCGAAGUUUGA
Melospiza georgiana is the source of this 1870-nucleotide messenger RNA. RefSeq lists its product as uncharacterized. The coding region runs from base 419 to 1870 and encodes 483 amino acids. The transcript is spliced from 2 exons. The record is from RefSeq and is a predicted model, not a curated record. NCBI's taxonomy places the organism in Eukaryota, Metazoa, Chordata, Aves, Passeriformes, Passerellidae.